AUGGUGCAUACUGAAUGGUUGCAACGAAAUCGCACCCUCAAGCAAACCAAUAACAUGCACGCGUUCAGCUAUUGCACGCCACUCUGCUGGAAGCUGGUGCUAGUGUCCUUGUGUUGGCUGGUCAGUGCGGAGGAAAAUGGCGGAUGUCCGGCAUGUGUUUGCGGUAAGCCGUCCAACUCACCGUUGCCGAACACGGUGCGUGUGAUCGGUGGCCAAACGUCUGACAUUGACCGAUUUCCUUGGAUGGCGGCACUCUACUAUCGGGAACGGUUCACCUGCGGUGGAAGUUUGAUUAACGAUCGAUAUGUCCUGACGGCGGCUCACUGUGUGGCACGGCUGGAUGCGGCUGAGUUCGAGGUGUACCUAAGGCGUCCGAACAUUGUCAUCCUGAACGCGGACGCCAUCCAUCGCCGGGUGACUCGCAUCGUAUUGAAUUGGUACCAACAAGUCAGAAAUAACAACGAUGUGGCACUGUUACUGUUGAAAGAUCCGAUUCGGGCUGAGGAUGGACUGGUUCCGAUCUGUCUCCCCGUCGAUGCCUCGACCUUUGAAGGAAGGGACGCAAUCGUUACGGGUUGGGGCACGACCGAAAGUGGCGAGUUGUCGGAGCACUUGCAGCAACUGACCGUGCCCAUCCUGACCAACCAGCAGUGCCGAAAGUCGGGUUACUUUCGCUUCCAAAUCACGGCGAAAAUGUUGUGUGCCGGGUAUCUGGAGGGUGGACGCGAUUCCUGCCAGGGCGAUAGUGGUGGCCCACUGCAGCUGACGAAGAGUGAAAGCGGUCAGCAGCAGAUUGUGGGCGUUGUGUCCUGGGGCAACGAGUGCGCCCAACGGAACUAUCCCGGGGUGUACGCGAGAGUUACCCGGUUUGUGAGCUGGAUUCGGAGGCAAAGCCGUGGUGCUUGCUGGUGCACUGGGUGA
This is a messenger RNA of Anopheles moucheti, 921 nucleotides long. RefSeq names its product transmembrane protease serine 9-like. Lineage: Eukaryota; Metazoa; Arthropoda; Insecta; Diptera; Culicidae. Gene Ontology annotation, molecular function: serine-type endopeptidase activity. The record is from RefSeq and is a predicted model, not a curated record. Gene Ontology annotation, biological process: proteolysis.